Delphinapterus leucas (beluga whale) is the source of this 4677-nucleotide messenger RNA. It is a transcript of the gene CDC6, whose product is annotated as cell division cycle 6. Gene Ontology annotation, cellular component: nucleus. NCBI's taxonomy places the organism in Eukaryota, Metazoa, Chordata, Mammalia, Artiodactyla, Monodontidae. Gene Ontology annotation, biological process: DNA replication initiation; mitotic DNA replication checkpoint signaling; cell division. The record is from RefSeq and is a predicted model, not a curated record. Gene Ontology annotation, molecular function: ATP hydrolysis activity; DNA replication origin binding.
UUGCUAGUCUGUGUACGUGUGCACGUGCCCGCCAGUGCACACGCGCACGCACACAGACACACGUAAGGAUGCCGGACAGGUUCUUCCUGUGUCGUUUGGUCCCUUCCCCCAUGACACCGUGUAUGGAUUAGCAAGUGAUAAGGACACUAGUUUGCCCACUUUAAUUAUUACCAAGACAUAGCCGCUUAUGGUGACUGUGCCUCUUUAAGUAUUUUCUGGCCCGGCCCAGCCCAGCCACUAACUGCAACUUACUGCAAGGAAGCUACCUGUCUCUGACUUCCUAUUACUCUGCAGACAGAGGUAAGAGAACUAAAAUGUCAACCUCAGGAUCCUAACCACCCCAGAGGAUAACUGUGGGGAAAUGCUUCAUCUUUGACAUCACUGGAGCCCAGUCUGGAUUGUUUUUACACAUAAUUGAAUUGAUUCUCCACUCCUAGGUUUAGGGGUGUGAGAUUUAAAGGACUGUAUACUGUCUGACCACAAAAAAAUGUUCAAGCAAAAGAUGGAUAUCCACUUGGCAGGAAUGUCCUUUCCACUCAUUGAGCAAGCGUUGAUUGCGUAUUUCACUCUGUGCCAGGCACCGACAAUACGAAGACGAAUAGGACAUGGUCUUUGCCUCCAAGGAGCUCAGAGUCUAGCAGAAGACUUCAGGACAGCCACCAAGGGAAACCUAUGCGGGGCAUUAAAGGCUUUAUGGUAAUUAGCCAGGGCAGGAGGAUGGUGACUGGCAUUCCAGACAUAGGAAACGGCAAGGACAAGGCACAGAAGCAAGAAACAGUAUGAUGGUAUGCUCAUCAUGUUACUGGAGUAGUGAAAAGAGAAAACUUCAACUAGGUAACCUUUUAGAGAACUUUCAAUCUGGACGUUCUGUGAUUCUCUGCCUGCUUCCACAAUAGUCACUUAUUCUUGUAGGCUUUUCUUGGACCGGUGCUAUAUUUCCUGGUGAAUGCUUUCAUAGGCUCCAAUAUGCGCGUUAAGUACUCAUGGCUUCCUCUGCCCCCUCUGUCCCACUGUAACUGAGGUAGUUGUUCACCACCAUCCCUUAAAAGCUGGCUGGGCACUUGUUACUACCAUUUCUGGUUAUGAAGGACAAGUUUUAGGUGUCCAGGUUAUAGAAAUAAAUAUGAACAGUGAAAGUUGCUUCUUUCUAGGUUCUGUUCCCCUGUUAAGAGAUCAGAAAUACCAGCUGGUAAAAAAGUCUCCAUUCUGUGGUAACGCCUUCUCCAUUCGUGGCAGCCUACGCUCUUCACUCUUGUAGUUUUCAGCUCCUAGAAAGCCUUCCCCAGAUGUGCUCCUUCGCCAUCUCUCCCUCUAAAACCUGCAUCUGUCUAUUCCCCCUCGGUAUGUUUAAGUGGUCAGGAGUUUGAUCUCCUGUUAGACUUCCUGAGUUUGAAUUCCAGUUCUUCCACUUACUAGUUGUGUGACCUUGGGCAGAUUUACUCAACCUCUCUAUUUCAGUCUUCUCAUUUGUGAAAUGGAAAUAAUUCCAACUUCAUGGGGGUGCCUGUGAGAAUUAAUAAGGUGAUAUAGGUAAAAUACCAGAGCUCAGCCCCUGGCACACACAAGCACUCAAUAUUGGUUUUUAUCUCCUAUAUGAAUGAACUACAAUUAAGUUGAUUGUAUUAUUGUUUCCCUAUUUCUCGGCUUGCUCUAUUUCAUUUGAUAUUGAAGGAUGACAGAUACAUGCUUACCAUCACCUAGAAUUGGAUUUGGGUUUUUAGUGGAACCUGGGUUGUUAGCAUUGGAAGCUGGCCUGUAAAUUACUGCUUUAAUUUAUAUUUUUCAUUAAAAGUUCAGAUUGCCACUCCAUCUGUAGUGGUCUUCUCUGGCCCUGAAACCUUGUAUUUAGCCAUAAAAAUAUAUUUUAAAAUUAAGGGGCCAUAAUUCUCUCCACUCCCCACAUUGUGUGGAUUAAUGGGAUUAAUGAUAGGAAGGUGCACAGAAUAUCGUAUUCUUAUCUUUAACCAAAAUAAAAGCAAAGGCCUGGCCCUUUUUCUCACCCUUGAAACACAAAUCAGGGAGAUACUGUGAUGAAGUGCAGUGUACUUAUGUAUGUAUGUAUAACUUUACAAAGAAACAUUGCUUUUGGUGUCAGGAAAUGGACCUAGGCCCUUCGAGGCCACCAAAAUUCUGUGACCUCUAACCCUCGGCACAUUUGCUUUGUGUCUUGCAGUGUUGGGCAUUAGAUAUGUAAAGCGCCUAGCGUCAUACCUCGCACCCAGAACCGCCCAAAUAAUGGCAGGUAUUAUGUAGUAGCUCUCUGAAAAUAUAGCCCAUUAGGGUAUGGAAAAAAUGGGUAUGUGCCGCAGUGAGAAGGUAUUGAAGGAAGGGCGUGGGAAUACAGUCGCGAGCGGCAAAGACUACAGCUCCCGCCGGGCCUCACUCAGUCGGCCCCGGCGCAAGCGCGCAUCUUUCCGCCGAGGCCCCGGAUGUAGACUGCCCCUACGGGUCGGUGGGCGUGGCCUCAUGGUGGCGCUGAGACCUGAGGCUCUCUUAUUGGUUGUGCGCCUUCCCGCUUGAUUGGUUGUGAAGGAGGGGGCUGGGGCCAAGGCGUGCGGCGCUCUGGCGACACCCAAUCAGAAACGUGGCCGGGCUUUGGCGGGAGGCGGGAAAGCUGCGGCUGUGCAGAUUUGGCGCGAGUGCGUCUGGGCUUUCCGGCUGACGGUGUGGUGUUUGUCCAGGAUCCUGUCGUGGACAGUCCCUUUAGUUUUCUGUGGGAGACGUGAGAAGGCGCCGGCACUGAGGUGACGCAGCACUCUGUGUUGCCGUCAUGCCUCAAACCCGCUCCCAGUCACAGGCUACAAUCAGUUUUCCAAAAAAGAAACAGCCUCGGACAUUGGACAAAGCUAAAAACUCCAGUGACACCAAACUAGAACUGACAAAUGUCCAGGCCAUACCCCGUUCUCCUUGUGCAAAAAUUCUGCCUCUUAGCCCCAGAAAACGUCUGGGUGACGACAACCUGUGUAACACUCCCCGUUUACCUCCCUGUUCUCCACCAAAGCAAAGCAAGAAAGAAAAUGGUCCCCCUCGCUCACGUACAUCUAAGGGGCGCAGAUUGGUAUUUGACAAUCAGCUGACAACGGAGUCUCCUAGCAAAAGAGAACAAGCCAGACUUCACCAAAACAAAAUAUGUUCCUCAGUUCCAAAAGGUCAAGACAUCGCAACAAAUUCUGAGCAGAGAUGUCCACUGGAGAAAGAAUCUGCAUGUCUGAGACUUCUCAAGCAAGAAGGCACUUGCUACCAGCAAGCAAAGCAGGUCCUGACUACAGCUGUCCCAGAUCAGCUGCCUGCCAGGGAAAAGGAGAUGGAUGUCAUCAGGAAUUUCCUGAGGGAGCACAUCUGUGGGAAGAAAGCUGGAAGUCUUUAUCUUUCUGGUGCUCCUGGAACUGGAAAAACUGCCUGCUUAAGCCGAAUUCUGCAGGACCUCAAGAAGGAACUGAAAAGCUUUAAAACUAUCAUGCUGAAUUGCAUGUCCUUGAGGAGUGCCCAGGCUGUAUUCCCAGCCAUUGCUCAGGAGAUUUGUCAGGAAGAAGUAUCCAGGCCAGCUGGGAAGGACAUAAUGAGGAAACUGGAAAACCAUAUGACUGCGGAGAAGGGCCCCAUGAUUGUGUUGGUGUUGGACGAGAUGGAUCAGCUGGACAGCAGAGGGCAGGAUGUACUGUACACACUGUUUGAAUGGCCAUGGCUAAGCAAUUCUCGGUUGGUGCUGAUUGGUAUUGCUAAUACCCUGGAUCUCACAGACAGAAUUCUGCCAAGGCUUCAAGCUAGAGAAAAAUGUAAGCCACGGCUGUUGAACUUCCCACCUUAUACCAAAAAUCAGAUAGCCACUAUCCUGCAGGAUCGACUUAAUCAGGCAUCUAAAGAUCAGGUCCUGGACAAUGCUGCCAUUCAGUUCUGUGCCCGCAAAGUCUCUGCUGUUUCGGGAGAUGUUCGCAAAGCGCUAGAUGUUUGCAGGAGGGCUAUUGAAAUUGUAGAGUCGGAUGUCAAAAGCCAGACUAUCCUCAAACCACUGUCUGAAUGUAAAUCACCCUCUGAGUCACUGGUUCCCAAGCGGGUUGGUGUUAUUCACAUAUCACAAGUCAUUUCGGAAGUUGAUGGAAACAGAAUGACUUUGAGCCAAGAAGGAGCACAAGAUUCCUUCCCUCUUCAGCAGAAGAUCUUGGUCUGCUCUUUGCUGCUCUUGACCAGGCAGCUGAAAACCAAAGAGGUCACUCUGGGGAAGUUAUAUGAAGCCUAUAGUAACGUCUGUCGCAAACAGCAGGUGGCAGCUGUGGACCAGUCAGAGUGUUUGUCACUUUCAGGGCUCUUGGAGGCCAGAGGCAUUUUCGGAUUAAAGAAAAACAAGGAAACGCGUUUCGCAAAGGUGUCUCUGAAGAUUGAAGAGAAGGAAAUAGAGCAUGCUCUGAAGGACAAAGCUUUAGUUGGAAAUAUCUUAGCUACUGGAUUGCCUUAAAUUCUUUUCUUUUAUACUAAUACUCCGCCUAAAAGUAUCUGGCUGGCAUUUGGAGAGGGAUGGAAUCUUCAUUUUAUUACUUUAUAUACACUUAGGUCUGAAAGCAAACAUGACCUUUUUUACUUAAAAGUGAUAAAAUUUAAGCUAUAAAUUCGUGAAUAUUAGCACAGAAUUAUUUAUCUUUGGGUCUUAUUAUGUUUAUGCAUUAAAAACUACCAAGUAGA